AUGAUCACGAUCUGGAAGCUUGCACCAGCACUUGCGACGGGCAAUGCGCUGAUUAUCAAAACACCGGAGUUGUCACCAUUGUACGGUCAAAAGCCAGCCAUGCUUGUGAAAGAAGCUGGUUUCCCUGUUGGUGUAGUAAAUAUCAUUGCGGGCGAUAGUAUCAUCGCUGGCAAGUGUCUUUCCGAGCAUAUGGAAAUGAAAAGGGUUGCAUACACUGGUAGCUCUAAGACAGGAAGAAAAGUCCUCCAAGCCGCUGCCAUGACCAAUCUCAAAAAGGUCACGCUGGAACUGGGAGGGAAAGUGCCAUCGAUCGUGUUCGAUGACGCCGAUUUUGAUAAUGCACUCUUCUGGACCCGGAUCGGUAUCAUAGCAAACCAUGGGAAAGUCUGCGCUGCUGGUUCGCGGAUCUAUGUACAAGAUACCAUCUACGAGAAGUUUAUCGAAGCUUACACGAAGGCUGCGGCUGAAGCCCUCAAUCACCGGGAGCGAUCCCUCCCCCCAAACAAAGGCAAAGGGCCCUAUCAUAAGUCAUGUGUAGCACGAGAAGACUCUGGGAUAUAUUGA
Messenger RNA from Penicillium argentinense, 564 nucleotides. RefSeq lists its product as uncharacterized. The coding region runs from base 1 to 564 and encodes 187 amino acids. The transcript has a single exon. NCBI's taxonomy places the organism in Eukaryota, Fungi, Ascomycota, Eurotiomycetes, Eurotiales, Aspergillaceae. The record is from RefSeq and is a predicted model, not a curated record. Gene Ontology annotation, molecular function: aldehyde dehydrogenase (NAD+) activity.